GUUGGAGCAAUUCUAUUGCUCAAGCCAUGUAAAAAUAUCAAUAGAGAAGCACCACUAGUACACUUACCUCACUAAAAAUCGAAUCUUUUUCUCCCUUAAUUUCUCCUACUUUUGUCCAAUCUUGAAUAGAAUCAAUUUCUUUCUCUACCAAAAACCCCAAACCCCAAAUUUUAAAUUUCAUUUUAACUUUUUUCUUUCUGGUCUCUGCAUGUCUCCUUCAUCUCCAUUCCUCAAUAUUUCACCUGAUCUUCCUAAUCUUUCUCUCAUAUAAUCACAUAAUAAAAAAUUCCCAAAAAAACCCACAAAAAAAAAAAAAAAAAAAAAAAAAAAAAUCAUGGAAGAACUUUGGAAUGGCAUCCACCAAUCUUCAUUACAAGACUUCUUAUCUAGAGGUUCAAUUAAAGAUAAAGAUCAAACAGAAAAACAAGCUGAUGAUGCAGAUGAUUAAAAUGAGAUGUUUAAGAAAGAGUUUCUUAAUAGUCUUAACACCCCUGGUUUUAUUUCUUCACUAAACUCCCCAUUUGAAGCUUUGGCUACUGUUGCUGUUUCUUCUUCUGCCACUUCUUUGUUGAAUUCCACUUGUUUUUCUGUCAAAAACAAGCGGAUGUCUGAAGAUCAGAACAUUGUCGAUGGUGAAAUUGGUGUUGAUCGGAGGCAUAAGCGUAUGAUGAAGAAUAGAGAGUCCGCUGCUCGGUCUCGUGCUCGUAGACAGGCUUAUACAAGUCAGUUGGAAAGGGAACAUGCUGAAUUGAAAGAAGAAAAUGCUAAGCUUAGGAAACAGCAACAAAUGGGUAGAUCCAGAGUUUGUGUUCAAAUUUUAUUAUAUUUUCGGGUGUACCUGAACGAAAGUAUGUCCGGUGACGCGUAAGACUGUGUGACCUUGAGAACGCGCUCUUAUGAGCACGAUCAUGUGUUCUACUAGCUAGUGUCCCAUGAAUUAACUACACAAAUAUACAAGUUAUAGUCUAUGUGCACGUGCGCGUGCAUAACACAUGUCGCAUGGGCAUACGUAAGCCUUGAAUGUAUAUUACUAGUGGGAUACAAUUAAUGGAGAGGAAUGCUACCAUAAUUUACAAUUAGUACAACAGUACUUAGACAAUAUAUUUUGACAUAGGUAUAUUAUGUAGAAAUAUUAUGAUCAAGAAAAUUCAAUUAAUUGUUUUUCAAAAAUAGUUUGUAAUGAUUAUAAAGUUUUGAUAGUUCAACAUAUUAACUAAUUUAGUUUGCAUUUUCCUUAACACGUUAUGUAUGGUAAAGGCUAUACAUACAAUGGUUGUAUGUGUAUCAGCCUUCUGUAUGUGUAUCAGCUCUCUGUAUUAUGGCAAGUAAUUAAGGAUUAAAUUUGGCUAAACACUUUUUUUUUUUUUUUUCAAAUGUUGUCUUUAAAAUCGAAUUGAUCAUUAUUGAUAAUUUUGUUAAAAACAAAAGUUUUACUUGAUGAAACUUAUCCAAAGAUGAAUGGAUCAUUGGUAAUUUUAUAAUGCAAGUCAUUUUAUCUUCUAAUAUAAUAGAGAUUGAAAACUUAAAAUUUAAUCAUAUAAGACAAAAUAAAAGCUAAUAUACGUAGAGAGAUUAAUUUAACACUAUGAUUAGAGGAAUAAGCGAUUUCUAGCUAGUGUCCCAUGAUUAGAGGAAUAAGUGAUUUCUAGCUAUGAUUUUGACACUCUUAUUUGUAAGUGGAGCAUAUAAAAUACUCUCAAAAUAGUUGUCUAUUAAAUUCUAGACCUUAUGGAUAUGAUUGUGUGGAACUUUGAAAGCACUUUCAAUUGCCCCGUGAUUUGAGUGAAAAAGUUAUAUAGGUUGUUCAAAAUCUAAACAUCAAUUUUACAAGAGUUUAGUAUCUAUCUUUUUAUGCUUUUUGUUUGUUUAUUCAAAAUUUAUCAUCUGUGUAACCUUUAAUUGUAUAAAAUGAGUAAAAUGUAAAAAUAUCAUGACUAAAUUGUAGUGAAUAUGAUAUUAUUUAUCAUAAUUUCUAACUUACUACGGAGUAAUAAAAAUGUCAAAUAAAAAAAAUAGGGGGUUAUAAUAGAAUUUCAUAGUGCGAAAGUCAGUUCACUAUAAUAAUAAUGUGUGGUAUUACAUAACGCAAAAAUUAAUACUCCGUAUUAUAUUGU
Molecule: messenger RNA, 2114 nt
Organism: Chenopodium quinoa (quinoa)
Lineage: Eukaryota; Viridiplantae; Streptophyta; Magnoliopsida; Caryophyllales; Amaranthaceae
Product: protein FD-like
Exons: 3
Coding region: 455-868 (137 amino acids)
Biological process (GO): positive regulation of DNA-templated transcription
Cellular component (GO): nucleus
Molecular function (GO): DNA-binding transcription factor activity
Source: RefSeq, a predicted model, not a curated record